Closterium sp. NIES-65 is the source of this 3168-nucleotide messenger RNA. The record is from the annotation of a GenBank genome assembly. NCBI's taxonomy places the organism in Eukaryota, Viridiplantae, Streptophyta, Zygnematophyceae, Desmidiales, Closteriaceae.
AUGUCGUCGACGGAAUCGGCGUCGCUCUCAUUCCGUGACGUCGUCUUUCUCCCUGCCGAUGCCGCGCCGCCCUAUUCCCAAGACGAGCCCGACAGCCCGCACUCCGACUCCCCACACAGCAAUCAACGCGACGCGGACGUCUUAAAUGAUCAACGAGGCGCGGACAUCAAACAGCAACGCUGGGGCUUCUUAAACGAUCGGCGCGCAGAACUCAAUGGUUCAAGCGUAGACUCCCGCGCCGCCGCUAUCGACAACUUGGCGCUGCAGCCGUCCGAAAGCAACGGCGCCUCGUUAGAACCACCAGCCAUGCGCCUGCCUUCUUUUUCCUUCGCCACCGCGCCACCAGUAGAAGCGCCGAGGAAACCAAACCCGCCUCACCAUGAGCGCGGCCCCGAGUCGGGGACCCCGAUAAUUGCCGCUACAGAUGCCAUAAACGAGAGUAGUGGUACUAGUCCACUUGACUCAUCCGAUUGCGUAUUGGUGCGCCUUGACGGUCCCGAUCUGACCUUUCCUCUGCACACGACGCCGUCCGGCGCGCAACGAAAGCUCUCGCGAAUGCUGGCGAAAAAGCGCAGCGACGGCUGCGAAGUCCGCGAAGUGGCCAGUUAUUGCACCUCCCCGUCGCCCGACUCGAGCACAGUUGUCGCGGCCGACGCGAGUCGCGCCGCCAUCCUGCCGCCAACGUACCUGGACCUCGCGUCGCCCCGCUGGAGAGUCGGCUUCAGCGGAAGCCGCAAUGUGCUGGGUCUCGCUGGGUGGCGCCGUGCCGCGGAUCUGCAGGUCAGCUCCCCCGCCGGGAGCUCCGCUCAACGAGCCGCCGCCGCCGCCUCCGCCACCGCUGUCGCCGCCGCCGCCUCCGCCACCGCUGUCGCCGCCGCCGCUGCCGCAACAGCGGCGAUAAAUUCCAGUCUCGGUUUCGGAUUGGGGGGGUGCGCGAGUCAACCGCUCGUGGCGAAGGAGGAGGACGAGGGGGAGGAUGAAGAACCGCCUCUUGAAGAGGCGCGUGAGACGAAGGGGGAGAUGAUGAAUAGGGCGCUGCCCCGGGGGGGGCGUGCGGAUUCCGCAAGCCCGCGUUCUCCGCGCGAGUUCACCCGGCAGCACGCGCACAAGUUUCCGCCACUGGUUGCGCUGAAGGAUGCGCAAGCGCUGGUGGAGCGGAUGAUGGGGGACGCGGAGGGCGGAACGGGGGGAAGCAACGGGGGCAGGACGGAUGGAAAGGGAAAGUUCGAAGGACCGUGGGAAAUCGUGACGGACGGGUGCAGCGGGCGUGCUUCCUCCCUUUCCUCUCGUCCAGCUGUCAUUAGAGUAGUGGACCACCUGCCUGACGUGGCAUGUGCUGACGUGGCAGUGGAGGGGAAGCCGUGGGAGCAGGCUGAGCUGUCAAUGAAGGAAUGGACGGCAACAGUUUCCAUGCUGAUGGCAGCGCUGCAAAAUGACGACGUUGCUGCUUCUUCUGCUGGUGCUGGUGCAGUCACAGCUGCUACUCCUGUUGGUGCUGCAGCUGGUGGUGCAGAGGAGGAAGGGAAAGCUGAGAUGAAGGGCAUGGGAGAUGCGGAGGAGCCAUCUGUUGUUGCGUCACCAACGCCCCGCAUCCCACCCCUCUCCGUCAAGCUCCCCCUCGACUCAUUUUCGCGCCGUAGGCCGCGCAAAGCCACGUCACCUUCUCAGCAUGCCUCGUCACCAUCACAACAUGCCUCGUCACCCUCACAGCAUGCCACGUCACCUUCAGAUGAGGCCUGCACCCGACCAAACCCCCUGAAUGUAGAUCCAAGCCCCUGCACUGGGUCAGAUGCACCUCCUGCUGCUGCUUCUGCUGCUGCUGCUUCAGCUGCUGCUGCACCUGAGGGCAUGGAAUGUGGGUUGCAAGACUCGUUCUAUUCGUGCCGCUCCUCCCUCUCCUUCUCAUUCGCGUCUGACAGCUUCAACAGCAGCAUUCGCAGCAGCAGCAUCAGUAGCAGCAGCAGCAGCAACAAUGGUAAUAGCACGACAGCAGCAGAUGUCACAACAACCAGCACCGCACCACCCACGAGAGCAGCAGCAGCAGCAAUCUCCCUCGCCUCCAUCUUGGCUCAUCUCCUCUCCAAUGCCCGCUCUCUUGCCGACCCUUCUUCGCCGCCGGGCAGCUUGCGCAAGUCUCUGCUGCUCGCUGAAAUGUUUGUUGCUGCCCGCCGGUCUGCCCCUGUGUUCGAAGCCUACCUGGCAGACAAGCCAGGGGGACACGUGGUGGCGUCUGAUUGGGCGACGCAGCUCCCAAGGCACCUGGCGGAGGGCGUGCUGGGGGCGUUUGAGUGGGUGGCCGUGGGGCUGGAGAGGGCGGCAGCAGCAGCAGCAGCAGCCGUGCCAACACGCACGAAGAUCUCCACCAGGCAACAGCUUGCCUCUCUCCUCCUCUCACCGCGCCACCACAAGGUUGCUCCGCUUGCCUCCCCCCGGAGGGCGUCCCCUCCGCUGCUCUCCCCCCGCAAGUCGUCCCCGCCUCCCACCUCUCCUCCACGUGCCGGCGCACCCGUGGGCGGGCAGGGGGACACAAAGCCGCUGCCCAUGGUGGUGCCGCUGCCCAUGGUGGUGCGCGUGGUGGGGCACGUGGGGGAGUAUGCUGACUGGGACACUCCUGCUCCGUUCAUCCCUCCACCCGGCCCUAAUGUGCCCACAGCUUCGGUCCGAACCUACAGAGGAGCCUUGGCAAGCAUCUUCAGGGAGUUUGGAGGAGGGGGAAGAGUGGGCGAGCAGGGUGUGACUAUAACGGGAGUGACUGAACGGAUACUGGGGGCGCUUAUGGGGGUUGUGGAGGGGAAGGCGGUUGCAUGUGAGGAUGACGUCACCAGGGCACUGUUCAUGCUCAACAACACAUGCGUCAUCCAGCAAGCGUGCCAGCGCUUCCCAUCAAUCAGCCCUGUCUCGGCAUCGGUGGAGGACCACUCACAGGCCUUCCUGCUCGCAGCUACCAGGAGGCUGCUGCAGGUGCUACCGUCUCCCGAAAAGAGCCUGAAGUUGAGCCAACGACAUGUGGAGGAGAGGCUUUCUGAAUUCAACAAGGAGUUUGAGUCGCUCUCGCUGCAGCAGCUCUCCUGGCCAAUAGUGGACGACGACUGUCGAGUGGCAAUGCGCAAGAGAUGGGCCGCUCAUAUUGAAUCCGUCUACAGCGAUUUUGUCGACCCUCACUUGUAA